CUUGUUCUUCUCUUCUCGUCCUCUUUCCUUGCGUUGUGGUGAAGCUUUGGUUGUAAGGUUUAAAGCCACAGCCAUACCACCAUGGCUCCCAAACACAACAACAUGAUACAUAAUAACCACUUCCACAAGCAGUGGCAGAACUAUGUAAGGACAUGGUUUGAUCAGCCUGGACGUAAGAAGCGUAAGCGUUCUCCCAAAUUUCAGCCUGCUGAGCUGGCCAAUGCAGUACAACUCCAGGGUGCAGUUAUGCCCAUCCAACAGUCGCGUCUACCCAUCAAGGCUCGCAAGAUCACUGAUGAGGAAAAGAAUACUAGUGUAUUCCGUAGCAUGCGUAUUGCACGUGCUAAUGCCAGGUUGAUUGGCAUCCGAGAGAAGAGGGCCAGGGAGAAGGCUGAGCAAGAUGCUCUUAAGAAAAAAUAAUCUGUGAAUAAAUGUUGAAAUUCAUUUGUUGCA
Molecule: messenger RNA, 453 nt
Organism: Orbicella faveolata
Lineage: Eukaryota; Metazoa; Cnidaria; Anthozoa; Scleractinia; Merulinidae
Product: large ribosomal subunit protein eL13-like
Biological process (GO): translation
Cellular component (GO): ribosome; cytosolic large ribosomal subunit
Molecular function (GO): RNA binding; structural constituent of ribosome
Source: RefSeq, a predicted model, not a curated record